UUGUGUGUCCUUCAAGUAAUCUGCAGUAGCUAAUUUGUUUUGUGUGUGCUAAGAAUAAGUUAUUGCGAAACCUUGAACAAGCCAGAGCAGUUGAAAUAUCUGAUCAUGCAACAACAUGUCAUCCAAAUAAAGGCAGAUUCAAGUGGCUUUUUUGUUUUGGUUCCCCAUAUGGCUCCAUUGGUGACGUUUCUGAGAUUAUUUGCACUGCUGUAGCCUCAAGGAUGCGCUGGUAUUAUAUAAGAGAACAAACCUAACCUUCCCACACAAGCUGAUCCACCUGGACGCAACACAACACACACACCUUGCCUGCCCUGAGCUCAAUCACUACAGAAAUGCAUUCGCCAGGCGUGUGCAUGAGCAUCAUGAAUGCACGUCACCACGGAGAUGGUUACGGGACCGUCAACAACCCCGAAGCAUUUUUCAAACAAGACUACCGAAGUUUGAAAGAGUAUUGUGUCAAUCGGCAACUACGCUACAUCGAUGAAAUGUUCCCCCCCGACAGAAGAUCCAUUGGCAACGAUGUACUGAACCCCUCUGACCUGCAAAAAGUGGAAUGGCACAGACCACGGAAAUUGGUUCCCAAUCCAUGUUUUGUUGUUGAUGGCAUCUCCAGGUUUGACUUCGGUCAAGGCGCUGUUGGUAACUGCUGGUUUCUUGCAUCUCUGGGUGCACUGACAUUCCAGAGAGUUAUCUUUGAGUAUGUUGUUCCUCUUGAGCAAAACUUUGUUAAGGACUACUGUGGACUGUUUCACUUUCGGUUCUGGAGAUUUGGCAGAUGGGUAGACGUCAUCAUUGAUGACAAGCUCCCAACAAUCAAUGGCAGACUCGUUUUUGUGAGCUCCAGAGACCCAACAGAAUUUUGGCCCGCCUUGUUGGAGAAAGCUUAUGCUAAAGUAUGUGGUUCCUAUUCAGACAUGAGUUCUGGAACACCCAAUGAGGCGUUGGUGGACUUCACAGGUGGUGUUCACAUUUCUAUCACGCUGUCAGAGCCUCCCCCAGACCUUUGGGAGCUUAUGUGCAGAGCCAGACAAUUCAAGUCACUGAUGGGAUGUGGCACUCCUCAAGGGGCGACAUCGGCCAACACUGUUUUGCCAAAUGGAUUGGUCCAAGGCCACGCCUACACCAUCACAGGGGUCAAACAGAUGAUGAGUCGCGGGCAAGCAGUAAACCUGGUGCGUUUGUUAAACCCUUGGGGCAGGGGAGAGUGGAAUGGAAACUGGAGUGAUCGGUCACCUUUGUGGGAAACUGUGAGCCCACAAGAUCGAGCUCUGUGCCUUUCUGUGGUUGACAAUGGGGAGUUUUGGAUGAGCCUGGAAGAAUUUUAUGGAUUUUAUAGUGAUCUUGACAUCUGCUGUGUAUGUCCCGACUUCCUUGAUGAAAACCCAUCCUCCCAUUGGAAGACAUCUUUCUUUGAAGGCAGAUGGCUUGCUGGGAAAACAGCUGGAGGAUGCAUGAAUAACAUUGAGCAGAGCUUCUGGACUAAUCCACAGUAUCGAGCCAAGAUUGACUGUGAAUGUGCUUCCCAACAAGGGGGGAAAAACAUGCUGGUGUCUCUCAUGCAAAAGCCAGACAAAAGAAACAGAGCCCUGGUCAAGAAUCUCCACAUUGGAUUCUCAGUAUUCAAGGUGCCUGAAGAAUUGAAGGCACAUAGAGGGAAGUUUCCAGCAUCUUUCUUCAGCAGAAACAUACCUGUUGUACAGACUAAAAACUACUUAAACGCUCGUGAGGUAAUGGAGCUCGUUAUGUUAGAGCCCGGGGAAUACCUGAUUGUACCAUCAACUUUCAAGCCCAACGAGACCGCCUCCUUCAUCCUGACCAUCCUCUCCAAGGCAAAGGCCCACAUCCAUGAGACUUCUGGUGGGCAAAACUAUGGACAUAAAGAAGUUGAAGAGUCCAGAGCAGCUGACGAUGAUAAGAGAAUAUUGUUCCGGCAAUUAUUUGACAAGUAUGAUGAAGUGGAUGCCGAGCUGCUUCAAAAGCUGCUUAAUGAUCAAAUCUUGAAAGGAGACUUGAAAACUGGGGGCUUCAGUAUUGAUGCAUGCCGCAGCAUGAUUGUUAUGAUGAGUACAACUGUCAACGGCAAACUGAAUGCUGGGGAACUAUAUAAUUUGUGGAAGAAGGCUGUCACAUACAAGGAUAUUUUCUUACGUACUGAUGUCUCAGCAAAUGGAACACUUUCACACAAUGAGCUGAGGAAUGCUGCUUUUGCUUUAGGAGUAAGGGUCAGUGACGACAUGUUAAAUAUGUUGGCUGUGCGCUAUGGGACUUCCUCUGGACAUGUAACACUGGAGAACUUCAUCAGUCUAGCUCUGCGCCUUGUGUGUAUGAAAAAAAUCUUCAAACGUUUUUCUGACGGAAUGACACUGUCGCUUCCUGAAUCUGAGUGGAUGCAAAUUUCGAUGUGUACCUGAAGAGGAAGAUGAUGUGAGAAGAAAACCAAGGCAUAUUGUGAACAGUGGAAGUAUUUGCUCUAACCAGUCAUUCACCAUGGUGCCAUAACUACCAUAUAUAUUACUAAAUUAACUACUUGUUAAAUGCAAAAUUGUCCUCAAUCGUGAAUAAACAUGCCUUAACAAAUAA
Messenger RNA from Phycodurus eques (leafy seadragon), 2580 nucleotides. RefSeq lists its product as uncharacterized. Gene Ontology annotation, biological process: proteolysis. Gene Ontology annotation, molecular function: calcium-dependent cysteine-type endopeptidase activity. NCBI's taxonomy places the organism in Eukaryota, Metazoa, Chordata, Actinopteri, Syngnathiformes, Syngnathidae. The record is from RefSeq and is a predicted model, not a curated record. Gene Ontology annotation, cellular component: cytoplasm. The transcript is spliced from 22 exons. The coding region runs from base 333 to 2411 and encodes 692 amino acids.